UUCAAUUGAAGGCUCAUUCAGUCCGCAGGAAGCAGCCGGCGAACGCGUAUCGCCGCAGAACCUCAGUCCCCCAGCCAGAACCAGAGCAGCGCGAAAACUCUAUCGCCCCGAGGUGUGCGUUCUUAUCGCCCCCCAGAGGUUGCACAAUCCCCAAGAAGAAGUCAGGAAAGCGAUUCGAAACUCUACCUCAAGCCCAACACGAUGGCAGCCAUGGGCAAUGGGUUUGCCAAGUGCUUCAUCCUCUUCAUGGCAAUUGUCAUACUGGUUCAGGGAGUCGUCUAUCUGGGCCUGUCCAUUUGGGGCAUUACCUUCCGCGAGUGCCACGACGUGGAGGAGUUUAGCGCGAAUCCCUUCAAGUUUGCCAUGGAAUUGAUCUACUUCUCAGAACAGGAAUGCGGCGAUCCAGAGAUAAUGAUGAACAGCCAGAAAAUUACGCUGGACAUGGACUGGCCCAAGUCGUACGAAGUGACGCACAGGGAGUACAUCUUCAUGAUCACCUAUGCGGUGGUCAGUGGCCUCUGGAUAGCCACCUCCUUGUUGAUCAUCUUCACGCUGUGCAGUCGCACCACGAAGCUCAUCGCUGGCGCCGCCUACUGGCCCUGGUUCCUGGCCGUCAUCGCUGGCAGCAUCCUGGACGUGGUGGCCACCGUCUAUCACGGCAUUGAUCUCAGCCACACAAUGUCGCUGAAUGAUGCCUUCGAUUAUAUUGGAGCUCAAGUGGAUCAGACCACGGAGUCCACUGUGGUGGAGAUUAUCAAUUCGAUGCUGGAGCCCUUCGGUGUGUACUUCUCGACGCCGUCGAUUCUGCUGCUGUGCCUCAGCUGCCGCUUGGUGCUCAUCUGGCUGCUGAACAUCAUCGGCGCGAGUUUCUGUCUGUCCAUUUCGGGCAUUAUGGCGCGGAACAACUCCAAGGCGGCUGCUGUGACCAGAAGCCAAGCGCCGACGCGUCAGCCCACACCUCUGCCCGUGGCCGCAGCCGUGAUGUUGGAGACCAUCGAGCCUGAGCCUCAGCAGCAGUACCAAAUGGAAACGCAGUACCCGGAGCAGAUCCGCCCCAAACCGCUGCCGAUCUUCGUUCCCUCGGAGCAGAUGCAGCGCCAGGACUCGCAGCAGUACAGGGCCGGAGAUCGCACCACAUUGCAGUCGCCAGUGAUGGUGCUGCCACCGCAACAGCCACAGCAGCAGCAGCAGCAGCAGCAGCAGGAGCCAUCAGCUCCGCAGCAGACACCGCCACGAGAGGUGGCGCCGGAUAUCAACACUUAUCGCACCACCGAGGCUCAUCCUGAUCGCCUCAACUAUCCACCGGUGGAGUCUCCACUGCCGCGUGCCGCCUCUCCAGCAGUGCAGCAGCUGGCAGUCAACUCGGCACUCAACAAUCGCUACAGCGAGAUGUAUCCAGCGCAGCCGGCCAAUCCGCGCGUGAGCGAGGAGCUGCGCAACCAGAUGCCCUGGUCGUACACGAGCAUGGUGACAAAGCCACCGCCGCCACCGCGCAAGCCCCAGCUGCAGGUCCAGAUCUACCCGCAGAUACCGGAGCCCGACUACGCGGAGCACUAGACCGAGCGGAGGGAGCAGCUCAAAGCUGAUUGCGGAUUAAUCAGCCUGGAUGCGUGACGCUGUUGUGACAUGUUUUGUGUUAUUGUUACCUUUAUUACAUAAAGCUAAAGCUGAUGGCCAAU
This is a messenger RNA of Drosophila subobscura, 1679 nucleotides long. RefSeq names its product ras guanine nucleotide exchange factor P. The coding region runs from base 202 to 1557 and encodes 451 amino acids. NCBI's taxonomy places the organism in Eukaryota, Metazoa, Arthropoda, Insecta, Diptera, Drosophilidae. The transcript has 5 exons. The record is from RefSeq and is a predicted model, not a curated record.